GAUCUGAUAGUGGCUUUAAAUAGAAACAGAAUUCCUAAUGAAUUUGUUAGCUUUGAAAGCUUAAUAUUUCCCAUAGCUUUGAAGCAUAUCAUUCCCUUUAAUAUUAGCAGUCCCUUUAAUAAAAUGCCUUCUGACAACUCUGGAAACGGGCAGACAGUCUGUGUGACGGGUGCGGGUGGGUUCAUUGCCUCAUGGAUCGUUAAGCUCCUCCUUGAGAAAGGCUACACCGUUAAGGGGACCGUGAGAAAUCCAGAUGACCCAAAGAAUGCACACUUAAGGGAACUGGAAGGAGCCAAGGAGAGGUUGAUACUGUGUAAAGCAGAUCUUCUUGAUUACGAAGGACUCAAAGCUGCCAUUUCUGGUUGUCAUGGUGUUUUCCACACUGCUUCCCCUGUUACUGAUGACCCUGAACAAAUGGUGGAGCCAGCAGUGAUCGGAACAAAGAAUGUGAUUACAGCAGCAGCUGAUGCACAGGUCAAGCGCGUUGUAUUCACUUCUUCUAUCGGAGCUGUUUAUAUGGACCCUAAUCGCGCCCCCGAUAAGGUGGUUGAUGAGUCUUGUUGGAGUGACCUCGACUUUUGCAAGACCACCAAGAACUGGUAUUGCUACGGGAAGGCAGUGGCGGAGCAAGCGGCAUGGGAAGUGGCAAAGGAGAAAGGAGUAGACCUGGUGGUGGUGUGCCCGGUGCUAGUAUUGGGGCCAUUGUUGCAAUCAAGCGUAAAUGCAAGCAUAAUACACAUACUAAAGUACUUGACAGGGUCAGCCAAGAAAUAUGCAAAUUCAGUACAAGCUUAUGUACAUGUUAGGGACGUGGCUUUGGCCCACAUAUUGGUUUAUGAGACUCCUUCUGCCUCUGGAAGGUACCUUUGUGCUGAGAGCGUGCUUCAUCGUGGUGAUGUUUGUGAUAUUUUGGCCAAGUUUUUCCCCGAGUAUCCUGUUCCUACCAAGUGCUCAGAUGAAGUGAACCCAAGAGCAGAACCAUACAAGUUCACUAACCAGAAGCUCAAGGACUUAGGAUUGGAGUUCACUCCUGUUAAGCAAUGCUUAUACGACACCGUUAAGUGCCUCCAAGAAAAGGGUCACCUUCCUCUUCCUGUCCCUCCCCAGCAAGAGGAAUCCAUCCGUAUGAAGUGAAAUGAAUAUAUUGUAUGCUUGCCUUCUGAUGAAAAACUUCUUGCCAGUAUGCUUUUGUGAAGAAGCUAAGGGAUUACAUUGUUCAGAUAUUGUACUUAUAAUGGGGGACUAUGAAGAUUCCUAUGAGCUAGACUAUGCUUUUAUUUUGAAGCAUAUCAAUUUUAACAAAGUACAAAUUCACUUCCAUUUAAUAAAAAUAUAUAAAUGAAAGAACAAAUAAUGGACUAGGUAUGUACAAAAUAUAAUUACUUUGUCUAUAUAGUAGUAGCAAUUAAGCAAGAUCAUAAAUUGUGCAGAGAAAUAAAAUAAUGUACACUGAGUAUGUAUCAAUGUACUCUCAACUCUC
Molecule: messenger RNA, 1480 nt
Organism: Chenopodium quinoa (quinoa)
Lineage: Eukaryota; Viridiplantae; Streptophyta; Magnoliopsida; Caryophyllales; Amaranthaceae
Product: cinnamoyl-CoA reductase 1-like
Exons: 5
Coding region: 124-1134 (336 amino acids)
Molecular function (GO): oxidoreductase activity, acting on the CH-OH group of donors, NAD or NADP as acceptor
Source: RefSeq, a predicted model, not a curated record